AAUCAGGUCAGAUCUAGAACAGCGGACGCUAAUGCGCUCUUGAGGCAGCACUUCACCAACCAUCGUGGACUUCUCUACUCUGGAGCAAAACACACAAAGUUUGCAGCUGUGAGGCGUAACCACCUGACGUCUGUGGCCACAUAAAAGAAAAUCGAUUCCUGGCUAUAUGUGUCCCCGGAUAGGGAAGGGGGCAGGAGAGAGAGGAUUAAGAGAAAAGAGCAUCAGGAGAGUACAACAGCAGAGAGCUGUCACUUAAGGAGGAGGGGUACCGAAGCCCACCCGAGCCGCGUGUGUUUCCGAGGCGGAUGUGGAGAUGAUGGAAAGCUGUCGCUUUUGACUGGAUUUCGAUCUUCUGGAUCUGGGACGCGAUCUGGACUCAUGCCACGCAUUCUACUUCCGCGGAACAGACAUUAAACCCACGACCAGUUUCCUAUUUAUUUAUUUAUUUAUUUAUUUAUUUAUUUAUCCCUCUAUCCCUGAUCCAAUGGAUCGGAUGUCGGAUCGGAUCUGACUGCGCGCGUGACUUCCAAACACUGGAUCUUACUUUUCAAGGGAGAAGAUGCCCUUCCAUCAUGUGACGGCAGGGCUGCUGUAUAAAGGCAACUAUCUGAGCCGCUCUCUGUCUGAACGCAGCGAUAGCGACCAGCUGGCUAGUAUCUCUGCAGAGGAACUAGAUGAAAUCCGUGAGGCCUUUAGGGUGCUGGAUCGCGACGGCAACGGCUUCAUCUCCAAACAGGAGCUCGGCAUGGCCAUGCGCUCACUCGGGUACAUGCCCAGUGAAGUGGAGCUGGCCAUCAUCAUGCAGAGACUGGACAUGGAUGGGGACGGACAGGUGGAUUUUGAUGAGUUUAUGACGAUACUGGGCCCCAAACUUCUCUCGUCUGAAACACGGGAAGGCUUUCUUGGGAACACAAUAGACAGCAUAUUUUGGCAGUUUGACAUGCAGCGAAUAACAUUGGAGGAACUCAAGCACAUCCUAUUCCAUGCCUUCCGGGAUCACCUCACAAUGAAGGACAUCGAGAACAUUAUCAUUAACGAGGAGGAGAGCCUGAACGAGAAUUCAGGGAACUGCCAUGCAGAGUUUGAGGGAGUCCAUCCAACAAAGAAGAACCGACAGACGUGUGUGCGCAAGAGCCUGAUCUGCGCCUUUGCCAUGGCCUUCAUCAUUAGUGUUAUGCUUAUCGCGGCCAAUCAGAUGCUGCGUAAUGGAAUGGAAUAGCGACGCCACUGUGAGCAGGGGUGUGUGGGCGGAACCUGCAUGUGCAUGUCCGUCAAAGACGUCAUUCCCUUCUGCCUGAACACAAAAUAAGCCUUCGACCUGCAUCAUUCGGACUAAUUAAACCAAACACCUCGUCAUAAGAAUGGUGGAGUGAUUUUUUUUCUGUCAGAAACGGCAGCCAGCAGGGGGCCAUGCUUUACUCAAAACCCCUCUCCACCUCACUGGCAGGGACUUUAAAGGGCUGACAUGUUCUAUCGUUUUUUCCCCUUUUUCUCUUCCCAUGCCGCCUCUCUUUCCUCAGUGCAAUAACCUCUAGAAGCCUCUCCGACAUCUCAUUUUCGUCUCCCAUUUUCAUCAAGGAUGUGCUGAAGAGCUGCUUCCAGGCACAGACAUACUUGGCAAAUGGAACCUGUCCCCAAGUUAUCAGUAUUAGCCACUUGUCUCAAUACUUUUUCUUUACAGCUUUGAGAGUCUGUAGGGCGAAUCUUCUGUUUGUAAUUGAUGAGGUCUCCUGCUUGAUUAUUCUUGAUCCUAUUUAAAAACCAGAGCAGGGUUGUUUGGCUCAGGCCACGUUGUUCGUCCUUGCUGGAAGAUCUCUGAUGAUUAGCUUAUCUUUUAUGGCAUUAUCACACUUCGCCCAAACACUUUGACCUGUACCCGGGAUUAAUUCUGGACAUGUUUGGUGGAAGGUGACACACGGGGAGUUAUUUCCAAAAAGAAAAGUGCAGAGAAAUUGUACAUAUUGUACACAUAAAUCUGGUGCAAUAAAAGUAUCUGCAUCAGACCAUUUACUGACCUGAAAACUGGCUUUGGAUUUGAUAUAUUUUCCAUUACAAUCCACUGAUGCAGUGAAUCUAUUCCGAUUUGCCUCUACUAUAAAUGCGAAAAGAAUCAUUGUCAGCGUCAUUGACUCCUGAUUGGGUAUUGACUCCUGGAUUUACCAUGUAGUCUGAUUUAUUCCAUUUCCAAAUUUUAUGGGCGGUUACAUUUAACCCGCCUGAGCUGCCUUAAGACCUACAGAGACAUGAUUUCUCAUCAAAUUCGACCCCAAACCCCAUCUAAGCAUUAUGAAUGUCCUUUUCACGAUUGUCAGGAUUAUUCACAGAAGCUCAGGAACA
Molecule: messenger RNA, 2337 nt
Organism: Silurus meridionalis
Lineage: Eukaryota; Metazoa; Chordata; Actinopteri; Siluriformes; Siluridae
Gene: caln1
Product: calneuron 1
Exons: 8
Coding region: 560-1219 (219 amino acids)
Molecular function (GO): calcium ion binding
Source: RefSeq, a predicted model, not a curated record